AUGCUGCUUUUAAGGUCAACGGCAAGCUACUUAGGAGGGGAGCCUGCCGUAGUUGUAGAACCUCCACAUUUACACGUUCCUGUAGAGCCUCCACACAUUCACGUUCCCGUAGCACAUGCUCAUUUCGCUCCGAUACCUCCUAUCGUACCAUUCACUCAAGUUGCUCCGGUGGCAUCGUUGCCUGCUAUUCCUGUGGCUUCCGCUCUGGACCAUCACACAGUAAGCACUCAAAACCACAUCAUACAUUUGUUUUCAAAGGGAUCAAUCAAUACACUAAGGAACUAAUA
Messenger RNA from Strongylus vulgaris, 287 nucleotides. The record is from the annotation of a GenBank genome assembly. Lineage: Eukaryota; Metazoa; Nematoda; Chromadorea; Rhabditida; Strongylidae.